AUGGCCCUCGCCGGCGUCUUCAAGUCGCUUGGCGCGACAAAUAUCAACUCCAAUUACAGCAUAUCUUCCACCCUCACGACGACAGCCGGACCAUGGAAGAUCUACCCGGCCAAGAAGAAGUCCACCGGCAAGGAGUACUCGGUCUUCGUCUUCGACAGGAAAAUCCUCGAUGCGCAUAGCAAGGACCUCAGCCGAUCAAGCGCCGCCGGUUUUAAGAAGGUUGUGGAAGAGGUGGUUGAACGGUUGAAGAAGGAGGCCUCUUCGCUGGCCCGGCUACGGCAUCCUGCCAUUUUGGAGCUCGUCGAACCGGUGGAGGAAACACGAGGUGGUGGCCUACAAUUUGUCACGGAACCGGUAACAACAUCACUUGCGGCAGUACUACAAGAGAAGGACGACCAAGAACGAAAUGGUGUCGGUGGCCGAUCAAGUCGUUAUGUCAGAGAGGGACCCGACGGCACCCGGAGGCGGCGUGAGGUGGAAAUAGACGAGCUGGAGUACCAGAAGGGAUUGCUACAAGUCAGCAAAGCUUUGGAGUUUCUACACGAGAAUGCCGGACUGGUCCACGGCAACCUGACCCCAGAUGCUAUUCUUAUCAAUGCCAAGUCAGACUGGAAGGUCAGUGGUCUCGCUUUCUGCAGCCCGCAACAAGACUCGAACAAGCCGACGUCGAUACAACCCAUCAGUCUCUCAGAGGUCCUGCAUUAUGAGCCCAGGCUACCUCGGACUGUUCAGAUGAACCUCGACUACACCUCUCCGGACUUUGUUCUCGACAACAACCUUACAUCUUCCGCCGACAUGUUCUCGUUGGGUCUGCUCUGCAUAUCUCUAUACAACUCGCCCCAUCGGUCACCUUUCGAGUGCAACUCCAGUUUAUCCUCCUAUAAAAGACACUUCCAGUCUUCACAAGGCGUACCUUCUUCGACCAACAACUACCUCUGUUCUCGAGAGCUACCCAAGGAGCUAGCCAACCAUGUCCUACCAAGGCUUAUCACCCGAAGACCGGCCACACGGAUGACGGCCAGGGAGUUCCAGCAGAGCGAGUACUUCAACAACAUUAUGGUCAAGACAUUGCGCUUCCUGGACACCUUCCCGGCCAAGACACCAAAUGAGAAGCAGGCGUUCUUGAGAGGGUUGAUCAAGGUCCUACCAGACUUUCCCAACUCGGUCAUGGAAAAGAAGAUUCUUCCGGGGUUGUUGGAGGAGAUGAAGGAUAAGGAGCUUAUUUCCUUGAUUCUGCACAAUAUCUUCAAGAUUGUUGAGCUUUUGCCGUCAACCGCGGGCAAGAGAGCCUUUGGAGAUCGGGUGCGACCGGUUAUCAAGGAGAUCUUUGUCACCAACGCAAAACAGGCACAGGAGAGAGACCCUGCUAGGGAUGCAGGUUUGAUGAUCAUCAUUGAGCAGCUACCUGUUAUCGUUUCUGCCUGUCCUGGAAAAGAGUUUAAAGACGACAUCCUCCCCAUCAUCUUCGCCGCCCUGGAGUCCCCAACCCCCGUCCUCGUUGGCGCGGCACUCCAAUGUCUCCCAAGCGUUCUCCCAGUCCUAGACUUCAGCACCAUCAAGAACGAGCUCUUCCCCGUAGUCGCCAUGAUCUUCAGCAAAACCAACAGUCUGGCCAUCAAAGUCCGCGGCCUUCAAGCCUUUGUGGUUCUCUGCGGAGGCUCCACUGACCCCUUGGCGAACAACGACGGCCUCGACGGACUCGGUCCCUCCGAAAGGAAACCUUCGUCUAGCUCUAGUGCACUGGACAAGUUUACCAUGCAGGAAAAGAUCGUACCUCUGAUCAAGGCCAUCAAGACCAAGGAACCAGCCGUUAUGAUCGCCGCUCUUAACGUCCUGAGGAUCGUGGGGAAAGCAGCUGAUGCUGAAUUUGUGGCCAUGGAGAUCUUGCCCAUAUUGUGGGCGAUGAGCCUAACGCCCUUGCUCGACCUUAAGCAGUUCCAGUCUUUCAUGGAUCUGAUCAGGAGCCUGUCCAAGCGGGUGGAAGACGAACAAACUAGGAAGCUUCAGGAGCUCAACGGCGGUAACGCUUCCGGUCCAGCAGAGGACUUCAUGUCCCUAGGCGGGCUAUCCGGGUCCUCGGCUCUGGACACGAACGGGACAUCAGCCAAUGAUUUCGCGGCUCUAGUCGGCGGCGGCAGCGGUAACACUAACAGUAACGCUAGCCCGCUCGACUCCGGCGGAUGGGACGAUGCCCUGACCUUCGGCUCUAAGCCAGCGGUUACCUCCCCCGGUAUCCGCUCCGGCACCGGCACCGGCCGCUCAACCCCCGCCGCGACCUUCUCCUGGUCCUCCACUCCUCCCGUCACCACCCCCGCUCCUUCAUCAACUCUCAAACCUCAAACCACCGGCUCCCAGUUCCGUACUGUAACACCAGACCUCGGCUCCUUCCAGGCUUUAACACCCCAGUCCACUCAAUUCUCUCAGCCACUGCAACCUACCCCCUCCACCAUCACCUCUCCAACAGGCACAGGCAUCAACUGGGGCGCAGCCACACAACCACAACCGCAAGCAAAUCUCUGGUCAUCAACACCAACAUCAACCGUCACCUCACCCUCUAUCGCUCCACCAACAAAUGCCUUUGGGGGUAUGAACCUAGGUCAGUUAUCGAGCAACAACCGAACCAGCUCCUCGUUUUCACUACAGCCGCCACCAUCAGCCUCAUCAGUGUCAACACCUGGCUUCGGCUCGGCGACCGGAGGGUUCAGUCUUGCGUCACCACCCAAGCCUCCUACAGUGACAAGUGGACCGUCAUGGGGAUCCGGAUCGGGAUCUUCGCUUGGUACUUUGAGUAGUCUGAACAAUGGCGCCAAUAGUAUGGGGAAUAUGAUGGCUGCUAAGAGCACGAGCAGCUUUGCGAAUAUGGGGAGUGGGAUGGGAAGGGGGAUGAGUAUGGGUAGCAUGAUGCAACCACUUCAACCACAAUCUUCGGGGUGGGGGACGACGCCAUUACAGCCUCAACAAGCUCAACCGCAGCAGCAGCAGCAACAACAGAGUAAAUCGGGUUUGGAUAAGUACGAGAGUUUACUUUGA
This is a messenger RNA of Sordaria macrospora k-hell, 3030 nucleotides long. RefSeq lists its product as uncharacterized. The record is from RefSeq and is a predicted model, not a curated record. Gene Ontology annotation, biological process: protein phosphorylation. Gene Ontology annotation, molecular function: protein kinase activity; ATP binding. NCBI's taxonomy places the organism in Eukaryota, Fungi, Ascomycota, Sordariomycetes, Sordariales, Sordariaceae.